AUGGUACACAUUAUCUUGAAUAAUACAUCUAUUAAAGAUGGUGAAAAUAAUGAUACUUCUUCUGGAACUAUAUUAGAAACAGCUUUGUCAGCAACUGCUCGUUUUUGGGUUUUACUUAUCUUUGAAAUUCCAUCAAUUAUCUGUUGUCUUUUUCUACUUUAUCAUUUAUGUUUCGAUCGAACUCUACGAAAUACAUUAAAUAAUCAUGUAUUUAUUCUUAUUUUGAUUAAUGUACUUCUCUCAGAAAUUAUAGAUAUUCCAAAUUAUCUUACUUUUCUUCGUCUUAACUAUGUAUGGCCUCAAAUACCAAUUAACUGUUAUCUAUGGUGGUAUGCUACCUAUGGUAACUUAUAUACAAUAGGUAUGCUAAUGGCUUGGGCUUCAAUUGAAAGACACAUUUUGAUAUUUCAUUAUCAAUGGUUAAAUACCAAGAUGAAACGUAUUUUAAUUCAUUAUAUUCCGUUGACAACAAUUGCUCUAUAUGCUUGUAUUUUUUAUGCGACUUGUAUUUUUUUUCCAGUUUGUCAACCUACAUUUAAUUACAGUUCAGCUUGGUGUAUAGAUCCAUGUUAUAUUCAAUCCUAUGCUCUCAGUCUAUAUGAUUUAUUAUUCAACAUCACUCUACCGUGUCUUCUAAUUUUGAUUGUUAAUAUAUUAUUGUUUAUUCGUGUAUUCGAGCAGAAACAACGUUUACAUAAAGAAAUACAAUGGCAGAAAUAUAAACGAAUGAUUAUACAAUUAGCUUCAUGUUCAUUAUUGUUUCUUAUUCCUGAAAUACCUACAGUGGGUAUACUGCUCGCUCAGAAAGGUGGUUUGCCAUAUGGUGCAACUGGUCAAUUUGAAUCAUUCGUAUUUUUCUCAUGUUAUUUUAUUGUUCUGUUGAUGCCAUUCAUAUGCUUUGGAUCAUCGAAAGAGAUUUGGACAAAAAUGAAGCUCAUAAUGAGAAGACGACACUUUAAUAAUUUCGUUGUUCCACAAGCAUUAAAACCUUUUAAAUAA
This is a messenger RNA of Adineta steineri, 999 nucleotides long. NCBI's taxonomy places the organism in Eukaryota, Metazoa, Rotifera, Eurotatoria, Adinetida, Adinetidae. The record is from the annotation of a GenBank genome assembly.